GAAUGAGAAACUGCGAGACUAAGAAACUAUAUUUCCUGUUUGUUUACUACAGCCAGGAUUUCUAAAUGAAAAAUCAAGUAAAUAUUGUACCCAUUAAAACGGAGCUAAUACGGUGACAAAAAGUAUAGUUCACCAUGAAUACCGAGGUGGACCCUAUUGAUAUUGUUAAAGAAGGCUAUUUGUGGAAGAGAGGUGAGCACAUAAAAAAUUGGAGAAAGCGAUACUUCAUUCUUAGAAAAGAUGGCUCUUUUGAAGGCUUCCGAUCUAGACCUGAACUCAAUGACUUGCAAGACCCACUUAACAAGUUUUCUGUAAAAGAUUGUCAGCUAAUGAAAGUAGAACGACCCAGACCUCACACAUUUAUCAUCAGAUGCUGGCAAUGGGCUACAGAAGUAGAGCGAAUGUUUUGCGUUGAAUCUGUUAAUGAAAGGGAUGAGUGGAUCCAGGCCAUAGGGUCUGUCUCAGAUACACUGAAAGUAACUGAAGAAGCCCCAACCACUAACAUUAUUGAACACAAGAAGAAAGUGUCUUUGGAUGACUUUGACUUCUUGAAAGUGCUUGGCAAAGGAACAUUUGGGAAGGUGAUCAUGUGUAAAGAAAAAGCCACAAACCAACUGUAUGCUAUCAAGAUACUUAAAAAAGCUGUCAUUAUUGCCAAAGAUGAAGUAGCACAUACACUAACAGAAAACAGAGUGCUACAGACCACAAACCAUCCCUUUCUCACACAACUAAAAUAUUCAUUCCAAACAGCAGACAGGCUUUGUUUUGUCAUGGAAUAUGUCAAUGGGGGAGAACUCUUCUUUCAUUUGUCUAGAGAGAGGGUCUUUUCUGAAGAGAGGACAAAGUUUUAUGGUGCAGAAAUUGUUUCUGCGCUUGGUUAUUUACAUGAAAAUAAUAUUGUAUACAGGGAUUUAAAAUUGGAAAAUCUUUUGUUGGAUAAAGAUGGCCAUAUAAAAAUUGCAGACUUUGGGCUGUGUAAAGAAGAAAUGUUUUUUGGUGCAAGCACAAACACAUUCUGCGGCACACCAGAGUAUCUGGCACCUGAGGUGCUGGAGGAUAAUGACUAUGGUCGAGCAGUGGACUGGUGGGGUACGGGGGUGGUGAUGUAUGAAAUGAUGUGUGGCCGCCUGCCCUUCUACAACAAAGACCAUGAUGUGUUGUUUGAGCUGAUUCUCCUGCAGCACGUCAAAUUUCCCAGAAAUCUCUCAGAGGAGGCCAAAAGUUUACUCAGUGGACUGUUGGCCAAGAAACCCAAACAGAGGCUUGGUGGAGGGGCAGCAGACGUAGCAGAAAUCAAAAGUCAUCCGUUCUUUGCUUCAAUCAACUGGGAAGAUCUAGUGGCCAAAAAGAUCACCCCACCCUUCAAACCCCAAGUGACAUCAGAAACUGACACCCGCUACUUUGACGAGGUCUUCACAGGGGAGGCUGUCAACAUCACGCCACCGGUGGGGGUGGGGUCCCAGCAGCAGGCCCUGGUCCCCAUUGCCGAGGAGAUGGAGACCCUGCCCUACUUUGAUCAGUUCUCCUACCACGGCAACAGGAACAGCUUUCCCACUGCCACGCGCAUGAGCUACGAAACAACAUGGAACCUCUGAAAAUAGCUCGGAACCUCUGAAAUGUUGGCUCCACUCUCUGACUGUUACCUGCCCCGGGGUCACACCCAAGUUAGCUCAGCUCAAUCUUCUGUUUGGCUGACUCUAGCUCUUGUUAAGCUCAAAAUAGUUUCUAUUUCAACUCCCCAUAUAAUUAUCUGGAUGGUAAUAAUGUAUAAAGCGCUGAAUGCUUCAAAGAGGUAUUUGAAACAGGGGAGCACUUGGGCAUGAGAAUUAAUUUUUAAAAGCUUUUGUUAAUAUUUCUUCAGUGAAAUGAAAUCUUUGAGUGAAUUGAAUUAGGAAUUGUAAGCUGAAAAAUGUGGGUUCGUUUGUUUGGCUUUGCCUUCUUCCACAUAGAAAAAGUAAGGUUGUUGGUUUAACAAACCUUUGGACUCAAUGGAAUAAGGGUGUUAAGUUAAUGUCUCAGGGUCUAGCUGGUCUGUCUGUAGAUUCAGUGUGAGGUGAAAUGUUUUGAUACCAAGGUUUGGGUGAAUUGACAUUGUCCUUCUUGGUUGUACUUGUGUCAGUUCAUGUGUUCUGUAGAUCUUAGCUGAGGCAGGCACA
This is a messenger RNA of Physella acuta, 2156 nucleotides long. RefSeq names its product RAC-alpha serine/threonine-protein kinase. The record is from RefSeq and is a predicted model, not a curated record. NCBI's taxonomy places the organism in Eukaryota, Metazoa, Mollusca, Gastropoda, Physidae. Gene Ontology annotation, molecular function: protein serine/threonine kinase activity; ATP binding. Gene Ontology annotation, biological process: protein phosphorylation.